GGAGUCAGUCUCUGACGCUGUCUGCUGUUUGUUUCUGGACAUUUAACGCCUCUUUUCUUGUAUAUCAGAGCUAAAAUGCGUCACCAGGUCGACAUUAAAUAAGUUAUUAAAUCAGAAGAAUAGUUUUGUAGCUGCGGUCGUGUGGACGGACUGUGAAAUGGAGGCUGGUGAAGGUGUCAGCGGCUCCACGCCCACAGAGGAGAUGAACGGAGCUGGAAACUUGAUGGAUUUCCUGGACGAGCCGUUUCCUGACGUGGGCACGUAUGAAGACUUCCACACCAUCGACUGGCUGAGGGAGAAAUCCAGAGACACAGACCGCCACCGCAAGAUCACCAGUAAGAGCAAAGAGUCCAUCUGGGAGCUGAUCAAGAGCCUGCUGGACGCCUGGUCGGGAUGGGUGGUGAUGCUGCUCAUCGGACUGCUCUCAGGUACGCUGGCCGGAGUGAUCGACCUGGCCGUGGACUGGAUGACGGACCUGAAGGAAGGCGUGUGUCUGUCGGCCUUCUGGUACAGCCACGAGCAGUGCUGCUGGACGUCUAAUGAGACGACCUUCGACGACCGAGACAAGUGUCCACAGUGGCAGAAGUGGGCGGAGCUGAUGACCGGCCACGCCGAGGGAGGCGGAGCGUACGUGUUGAACUACUUCCUGUACGUCCUGUGGGCUCUGCUGUUUUCCUUCCUGGCGGUGUCGCUGGUCCGAGUGUUCGCUCCGUACGCCUGCGGCUCAGGAAUCCCAGAGAUUAAAACCAUCCUCAGCGGCUUCAUCAUCCGGGGCUACCUGGGGAAAUGGACCCUGCUGAUCAAGACGGUGACUCUGGUCCUGGCGGUGUCAUCGGGUCUCAGUCUGGGGAAGGAGGGCCCUCUGGUCCACGUGGCCUGCUGCUGCGGAAACCUCUUCUGCAGCCUCUUCUCCAAGUACAGCAAGAACGAGGGCAAGCGGCGAGAGGUGUUAUCAGCGGCAGCAGCAGCCGGAGUGUCGGUGGCCUUUGGAGCGCCAAUCGGAGGAGUUCUGUUCAGCCUGGAAGAGGUCAGUUAUUAUUUCCCCCUGAAGACUUUGUGGCGUUCCUUCUUCGCUGCCCUCGUCGCCGCCUUCACGCUGCGCUCCAUCAACCCGUUUGGCAACAGCCGCCUGGUGCUGUUCUACGUGGAGUACCACACGCCGUGGUACAUGGCCGAGCUCGUCCCGUUCAUCCUGCUCGGCGUGUUCGGCGGUCUCUGGGGGACUCUGUUCAUCCGGGCCAACAUCGCCUGGUGCCGGCGGAGGAAGACCACCCAGCUGGGGAAGUACCCGGUCUUGGAGGUCAUCGCUGUGACGGGCAUCACCGCCGUGCUGGCGUAUCCCAACCCGUACACCCGCCGCAGCACCAGCGAGCUCAUCUCCGAGCUCUUCAACGACUGCGGCGCUCUGGAGUCGUCGCAGCUCUGCGAUUAUAUCAACAAUCCCAACAUGAGUCGGCCGGUGGACGACAUCCCCGACCGACCGGCGGGGCCCGGAGUCUACAACGCCCUGUGGCAGCUCGCCCUCGCUCUCGUCUUCAAGAUCGUCAUCACCAUCUUCACCUUCGGCAUGAAGAUCCCAUCAGGUCUCUUCAUCCCUAGCAUGGCGGUCGGCGCCAUCGCAGGACGGAUCGUCGGGAUCGCCGUGGAGCAGAUGGCGUACCACCACCACGACUGGAUCAUCUUCAAGAACUGGUGCCGGCCCGGCGCUGACUGCGUGACGCCCGGACUGUACGCCAUGGUGGGAGCCGCCGCCUGUCUGGGCGGCGUGACGAGGAUGACCGUCUCCCUGGUGGUCAUCAUGUUCGAGCUCACCGGCGGUCUGGAGUACAUCGUCCCCCUGAUGGCCGCCGCCGUCACCAGCAAGUGGGUGGCGGACGCCUUCGGGAAGGAGGGCAUCUACGAGUCGCACAUCCAGCUCAACGGUUACCCGUACCUGGACGUCAGGGACGAGUUCACCCACCGCACCCUGGCCACCGAUGUGAUGCGGCCCCGCCGGAACGACCCGUCUCUGGCCGUCCUCACCCAGGACUCCACCACAGUGGAGGACGUGGAGACGCUCAUCAAAGACACCGACUACAACGGCUUCCCGGUGGUCGUGUCCAGAGAGUCGGAGAGACUCAUCGGCUUCGUUCAGCGCCGGGACCUCACGCUCGCCAUCAAAAACGCCCGUCAGAAGCAGGACGGCGUGGUCAGCAGCUCGGUGGUCUACUUCACCGAGGACGCGCCGCAGCUGCCGGCCAGCAACCCGCAGCCGCUGAAGCUGCGCCGCAUCCUGAACCUCAGCCCCUUCACUGUCACCGACCACACGCCCAUGGAGACGGUGGUGGACAUCUUCCGCAAGCUCGGCCUCCGCCAGUGUCUCGUCACCAGGAGCGGGCGUCUCCUGGGCAUCAUCACCAAGAAGGACGUCCUGCGUCACAUGGCUCAGAUGAUGAACCAGGAUCCAGAGUCCAUCAUGUUCAAUUAGAGAGAAGAGCUUUACCUCCCGACGGUGUAAAUAGGUCCCGACCGAGUCCUCCAUCCUCCUGACAGGCCAGUCCCACCCUGUAGUGUCCGCCGCAGCACAGCCAACGCUUCGGCUGAAAAGUAAAGAGCCGAUCAGGCGUCUUUUUCUACACCAUCAUCAACUGAAAUCACGUAGAGUUUAAUGUUCAGAGUGCCAAACUCUGGUUCUGUAGAGUCCACAGCAGCAGGCGUUCAUUAGUGCUGCUCGCUCAGAUAAAAACAUUUAAAAGUCUCACUGAAGGAAGCGCGGAGUGUAAAGAUGUGGUCGCGUGUGUCGCCGGAGUCACGGACCUGGAAAGUCUUGAAAUUUGUUAAUGACGUCAGGAGUUCACUCGACCUGAUGAGAGACGACUCGCGGCUCACACGAUGACCUGUUGUUCUUAAUCCUCACAGGAAGUCGGUUAAAAAAAGGUGUGUUUGAAAAUACUGUUCAACUCAAACAACUAAUGAUUAGAGUGGAAAAUGUUCCUCCCAACAUCGAGUUAGAUGUUUAAUAAAAUCUUUAUAUUUUAGAGGCUGAAAACAGACUCGACUCAGUGGACUCGUCAUCAUAUUUAUACACUGUUUAAACUUUAACACAGCUUAAAAAAACAACUCAUUAGAGUUGAAAACAGAUCCGGGUGAAAAAGACUCCGGCAGAGUUUAAACCUACAAACUUAAAUGUAAAAGUUCAUAAAACUCAGAUUAAAACAGAAUCCAGACUAAAGUUUCCAGCAGUAGCACUGAAAACAUUCAACAUUUAGAAGCAUAAAACAAUCUUUUUGUUUUUAUCCUACCUGUAUGACUGAGAUGUUUUAUGGUUGCUAUGAGACACUUCACAGAUUAAGUGAUUUUCUUCUUUAUUUCAAAGGAAAACUGACAGAAUGAAGAAGCCGUUCUUAGAUUCCUUGUGGUGAAUCAAAUGACACUAAUACAUCCUGGAAUAACUUCACAUUUUGUUUGGAAACUAUUUAUUGCUUCAGAUUAACGACACAUCUUCUUUUUGUGGCACUUGAAUCCAAAAUAAUUCAGGAAAUCAAAUAUCGGACCGCAGCUUCUCGAUUUACAAUGAGAUUUAUAAAAGUUAUGCCGUUUAGUUGCAGCGGCUCCAAAACAUGAUCCAAACAGUUUCAAACACACCUUUUGAUAAAGUCUAACAGCAGCCGGUCUGAAGAACCGAACUGAACUCUGCUCUGGAGUUUAUCGGACUCUUCGGUUCUGUGUGCUGCUGCUUUGUGUUGGUACUGGAGCGUCAUCGAUGCUGUGAAGAAAUGGGACCAUUGAAUCCUGAAUUAAACUGUAACACUGAUUUUAUUUAAAGAUUUUGGGACUGCAGCACUUUGUGUUUAAGCUAACAGUUGUUUUUUGUUUUGUCAUGUGUUGCUGCCAUAUUUAUAUGAAUUCUGCCUGUUGAAGUUCGUUUUUAAGCAUCAGUGUGUCUCCAUGUUACUUUGAGCUGAAGGCACAAACUGUCUGAAACACUCCAUGUUGUUUUUACUGAAGCUGAGGGCGUUCUUGUCAGAGCCGCGUUUGAUUUCUGCUAUCUUCAUUUAAUCGUGUCAAAAAGGUUUCAAAGAGCCUUAAAAUGUGUGCGACCACAGAGAAGUUGGAGCGGAAACCGAAUGAAACGCGAGUCUGAACUACAGUCCAUCAGGACGACUGUGGCACAGCCUGUCGAAACAUUCAGCCUGGACUUUCUUCUUCUUCUCAAGUUUAACAUCACGAAGUUAAAGCCAGUGAGGAAGGUUGCGGUUCUGUUCUGGGUCCAUUCAGUAGUGAAAACAAACAAAUGGACACAAUAACAAUCAAAGCCUCGUUAAGAAGUGAAGGAUUUGAGUUCUGCAUCACGUUUGAUCGGCAGCACAACGUCGCACUUUGUUGAGAUGGACAGAAAGUUAACGGAGAAGAGAAAAGUUUAAAAAACAAGCGUGAAGUCGACAUGUUUGUCACCUUUUUCACAUUUGCAGCUGGUUCUAAGCUCCUGUUACAUGAACUGGACUCGAUAUAUGAAGCUAAAUAUUCGUUGUGACGAGUCCAGCAGCGGCAGAACGAACAUAAAUGAAGGAAAACGAUUUAAGAAGAAGUCGGAAAUGUGUCAUAAGUGUUUCUACAUGCAGGUCUGGAAUAUUAUUUAUUAUUUCCAGCGCUUAAAAAUAUCAAGAUUGCACAAAACAAUAGUUUUUGCGUCCUCGACUGCACAUUCAUGUGUUUUUAUUUUUCUCGUGUCGUGUUUUUUUGUUGUUGUAGUGUAAAAUAACCUCGAUCGUCAGAGCUGCUAACAGUUCAGUAAAACCUGGAAACUUGGAGGGAUUUAAGUUUUGUCGAUGAAGAAACACUCCAUGUUGUGAUCAACCUUCUGUUUUUAAACGCCAAGAGAAUGUAUUAAAAAAUAACUGUCUUGUAAAUAUUGAA
Acanthopagrus latus (yellowfin seabream) is the source of this 4896-nucleotide messenger RNA. RefSeq names its product H(+)/Cl(-) exchange transporter 4. The transcript has 12 exons. Gene Ontology annotation, biological process: chloride transport; transmembrane transport. The record is from RefSeq and is a predicted model, not a curated record. Bases 158 to 2467 code for a protein of 769 amino acids. NCBI's taxonomy places the organism in Eukaryota, Metazoa, Chordata, Actinopteri, Spariformes, Sparidae. Gene Ontology annotation, cellular component: early endosome; membrane; synaptic vesicle. Gene Ontology annotation, molecular function: voltage-gated chloride channel activity.